AUUACUUUUUCCUUUAUGAUGGCUCAAAAGUGAAGGAGGAAGGGGAUCCUACAAGUGCUGGCAUCUGUUAUUUUUACCCUCCCCAGACCAUCCCAGAGCAGCAGGAGCUGCUGUGUGGGCAGAUGGCCGGGGUUGUUCGCUGCCUCACCGAGAUCUCCGGGGCCCCUCCCAGCCUGGUCCGCCUCAGGAAGCUCAAGUUUGCCGUGGUGGUGGAUGGAGACUUUCUGUGGGUCCUGGGCUGUGCUGUGGAGCUGCCUGACGUGAGCUGCCGGCGCCUCCUGGAGCAGCUCAUCGGCCUCUUCACCUUCUACCACGGCCCCGUGCGCGGGGCGUACACGACAUUUUCCCAGGAGGAGCUGAGCAGGGAGUGGGACAGGUACAUUGAGCACAUCCAAAAAAACACCAGUGACCUCCACAGGAUUUUCAAUUCUCUCUGGCAUCUGGACAAAACCAAGGUGGAUCCCCUGCUUCUGCUGAAGGCAGCUCUCAUCCUGCAAACAUGCCAGCGCUCUCCCCAUGUCCUGGCAGGCUGCAUUCUCUACAAAGGCUUGAUUGUGAGCACCCAGCUGCCGCCUCCACUCACUGCCAAAGUCCUCCUGCAGGGCAGCCAGUCCCCAGGCCAGAGUGAGCCUGGAGCUGAGGAGCUGCAGGAGCCUGAGCCUCUGCUGCCGCCGGGUGUCCGAGUGCUGCCCGUGUUCCUCACUGCAGAGGAGGUCUCUGCUCUCCAGGACUUCCCCGUGGAGGGGAUGGCCAGGUCACCCAUGUCCCCAGCAGGCCCCAAAGGAGAGGACAGUGCUCUCUGCUCCCAGGCAGUUCCAGAAUCAACAGGAGCUCGUGAAAACCAAGCCCUGGAUGGAAUCUCUGUGCAGAAGUCCCAUAAGGACGCAUCAGAAACAUCAGCCCCUGGAGAUGCUGUGCAGCUAAGCAGCCCUGCAAGUCCUCUGAUGGACUUUUCUGGAAUGGGAGCCGGCACAAGGGAUUCUUCAGCUGCAAACCUGAGUGAAGCAGGCAGUGAAAGCUCAGAGCUCAGCAGGAAAACAUCCUUCCCCUCAGAGAGCGACACAGAGCAGCUCCCAAGCCCUUCCUCACUCCAGACUGAAUGUACUUGGACUACAGUCAGCCACAGCCCAGCUGUUCCCUCUCCUGCCCAGGAGCUGAGAAAAUCCAGUGAGGAGGACAAGCCAUGGACUGCAAGCCAGGACCGUGUGUCUGGGGGAAGUGACAGCACAGCUGGUGACCACGGCUGGGGCUUGGACUGUCCAGGCCCUGCUGGACACACACAGCUCCACAACAGGAGGCAGCCACUGCUCCCAGAGCUCCAGGAGGCUCUGCCCAGUGCCCCUGCAGGGCACAGGCCGUGCCCAGGCAGCAGGGACAGGCUGGGUGGCACAGGGGGCGAGCCAGCCCGGCUGAGCCUCUACGUUCACUGCAUCCAGGGCUUGGUGCUGUCGCUGCUGGCUGAGGAGCGGCUGAGCCGCGACCGCGGCGCCGUGCAGGACGUGUACCACAGCAGCCUGGCCUCCCUAAAUGGCCUUGAGGUUCACCUGAGGGAGACCCUGCCCAAGGACUCUUCAGCCUCAGCCAGGACAAACUACAGCUUCACACACUAUGACCGUGUCCAGAACGUCCUCACAGCCAACUUGCCCCACACCCCCGGGCCCCUGGACCGGCACUUCCUGAGGGCAGCCACCCUCAUCCACUCUGACUUCAGCCAGCUCCCCACGGCCUCAGAAGUCAUCAUCAGGAAUGCCUCCACAGCCGUGUAUGCCUGCAGGAAUCCUGUCCAGGAGACCUACUUCCAGCAGCUGGGAGCUCCCCUGCGCAACUCAGGCGUCCCCAACCCUCAUGACAGCGCCUUCAGCCUGCCCAGCAAGGCCAAGCAGAAGCUGCUGAAGCAUGGGGUGAACCUGCUGUGAGCUGCUGUGCUCAGACAUUAGCUCAGCCCUGUCAAUGUUCAUCUCCAGGAAGGAAAAUCUCAGCUGUUUGUGCCUAGAGAGGCAGGAGGCACCGCCCUGCCUCUCUGGGGUCUCCAGCCUGCCUGGCCCUGAGGAAGGGACACUCCUUGCCCUCUCCUGAAGCACAUUUUGGGCUGGUGCAGGUGUCACUGACAGCAUUUACCAAAGACUGAGGACAGAAUGCAGCAUCUUGGGGCUCUUGGUUUACAUGGACUUUACAGGGACUCCUUGGUGCUCUGCAGACUCCCCACGUGCCUUGAUCUGAGGUAAAACCUCACCUUGCUCUGAGUUACACAGCCCCCAGGCACUGCUGCCUUUCAGACAUGUCAGUCAGCCACUGUGUGUGCCUGCCCUUGCCCUGGUCAGACUUUGGCUUUAUUUCUGUCCCUUAAUCCAUGGCAAUGAUCCUUCCAUGACGUUAUGCCUUACCUUGCUUAGCAGUGCCUGCCUGUUGUCACACCAGAGCAGAAAAGGAGCUGCAGAGCUCACAGUCCCCCUCUGGGUGCUCCCAGGAGGUUUUUACACCACAAGUGACUCUGGAGGGAUGUCCUGUCCCUCCACACCUCCCUGGUCGGUGAUGGUCCAGCCCAGCCCUGCCCUCAUUGUGCCCACAUGGAUGUGCAGCCUCCCAGGGGCUGGGUGAUGGUGAUGGUGUGAGUGUCCCUCAGCCUGUGCUCCCUCCCUCCUCCUGCAAGACCUCACUUCACUGCUCUUACUGCUCUAUUUGCCCACACUUUGCAGACCCAAAGUUGCCUCUUAGCUGGUGGGACCAAAGAGGUUUUGUACCCCCUCAGCUGCUGUCCCCUUCCUGCUCUGACAGUGUCCCCAAUCCGUGGUGGCCAGGGGGACCUGUGGUGGUGGUGGCUGCUUACACUGAGGGAUGGAUAGCUGUGUUUGGACCCUGCUGCUGGUGCAGACACACCCCUGAGUGUGACUUUGGAAAUAAAGGAGUCUCCAAGGCUCAUCCCAGCA
Messenger RNA from Melospiza melodia melodia, 2927 nucleotides. It is a transcript of the gene HPS4, whose product is annotated as HPS4 biogenesis of lysosomal organelles complex 3 subunit 2. The transcript has 13 exons. Gene Ontology annotation, cellular component: BLOC-3 complex; lysosomal membrane; cytoplasmic vesicle. The record is from RefSeq and is a predicted model, not a curated record. Gene Ontology annotation, molecular function: guanyl-nucleotide exchange factor activity; small GTPase binding. Gene Ontology annotation, biological process: protein targeting; melanosome assembly; vesicle-mediated transport. NCBI's taxonomy places the organism in Eukaryota, Metazoa, Chordata, Aves, Passeriformes, Passerellidae. Bases 123 to 1916 code for a protein of 597 amino acids.